AUGAUUGUAGUUGCUUUGGUUGUGUUCUAUGCUAGCAGAAGCCUUUUUCAAGGUUUACUGCUGACUCUAGAGCACCACAUUCCCCGUUUACUGGGAGUCUUGGGGGCUAGCAAUAUGGGAAACUCGUGUGUUUGCCGUGAUGACAGCGGAGCAGAAGACAACGUGCAAUCUCGGAGUCGGCAAACAGAGAACAGUAGAGCACACUUACCUGAAGCGAGAAGCCACCUAAGGGACCCUGUCCGUCCACCCAGGAGGGGUCGAGGGCCUCAUGAACCAAGAAGGAAAAAACAGAAUGUGGAUGGGCUAGUACUUGACACACUGGCUGUAAUUCGGACGUUAGUAGAUAAUGACCAGGAGCCUCCUUAUUCAAUGAUCACGUUGCAUGAAAUGGCAGAAACAGAUGAAGGCUGGUUGGAAGUUGUCCAGUCUUUAAUUAGAGUUAUUCCAUUAGAAGAUCCCCUGGGACCAGCUGUUAUAACGCUACUACUUGAUGAAUGUCCGCUGCCAACAAAAGAUGCAUUACAGAAGUUAACCGAAAUAUUAAACUUAAGUGGAGCUGCUGCUUGCCAGGAUGCUUGUCACCCUGCCAAACACCGGAAUACCACUGCAGUACUGGGCUGCUUAGCAGAGAAGUUAGCAGGUCCUGCAAGUAUAGGCUUACUCAGCCCUGGCAUAUUGGAAUAUUUACUUCACAGCUUGAACUUCCAGUCGCAUCCGACGGUGAUGCUUUUUGCACUAAUAGCCCUGGAGAAGUUUGCACAAACAAGUGAAAACAAAAUGACAGUUUCUGAGUCAUGCAUUAGCGACCAACUGAUCCUGCUAGAGAAAUGGACGGAUAAUCCAGACUAUUUAAAACGCCAGGUUGGAUUCUGUGCCCAGUGGAGUUUAGACAAUCUGUUUUUAAAAGAAGGCAGGCAAUUUACGUAUGAGAAGGUUGACUUGACCAACAUUAGGGCUAUGCUGAACAGUAAUGACGUCAGCGAAUACCUGAAGAUCUCGCCGCAUGGGUUAGAGGCUCGAUGCGACGCAUCAUCCUUUGAGAGCGUUAGAUGUACGUUCUGCGUUGAUUCCGGAGUUUGGUACUAUGAAGUGACCGUCAUUACUUCAGGAGUGAUGCAGAUAGGAUGGGCUACCAAAGACAGCAAAUUUCUCAACCAUGAAGGUUAUGGCAUCGGGGAUGAUGAAUACUCCUGUGCAUACGAUGGCUGCCGGCAGCUGAUUUGGUAUAAUGCCAGAAGUAAACCACAUUCCCAUCCCUGCUGGAAAGAAGGAGACACAAUAGGAUUUCUACUAGACUUGCAAGAAAAGCAAAUGAUCUUCUAUUUAAAUGGAAACCAGCUUCCUGCCGAGAAGCAAGUAUUUUCAUCUGCUGUAUCUGGCUUUUUUGCUGCAGCUAGUUUCAUGUCCUAUCAACAAUGUGAGUUCAACUUUGGGGCAAAACCUUUCAAGUACCCACCAUCAAUGAAAUUUAGUACCUUUAAUGAUUAUGCCUUUCUGACAGCAGAAGAGAAGAUCAUUUUGCCCAGGCACAGGCGCCUGGCGUUGUUGAAGCAAGUGAGUAUCCGAGAGAACUGCUGCACGCUUUGCUGUGAUGAGGUAGCAGACACGGAACUUAGGCCGUGUGGACACAGUGACCUGUGCAUGGAGUGUGCCUUGCAACUGGAGACCUGCCCGCUGUGUCGACAGGAAAUACAGACGCGUGUCAGACAGAUCUCUCACAUUUCAUGACACACGUGGAGAAAGCCCACAGACUUGUUUUUAAGGAACUCCAACCAAUACUGAAAGGGGAAAGCAUCUCUAACCAAUGUUAACGCACAUAGAACCAUAGCCACGGCCAGAUUUCAUGCUAAACUGUAAUCUGUUUAUCUUAAAAAUGAAAUCUUUAAUAAGCUAUUUCAAGUUGCCGGCAACGGGGACUGGUUUCCGCUGUAAGGAGAGCUGGUAGGUCAUCGGGCUAUGGCUAUGGGUUCCUCCAAGCAAGACCCUAGGAGAGUAUCUCUUCUUCCCCCUUCUCGCCUGUCGCAAGUGCUGAAAAAGUUUGCACUGGAAGUACACAUACGAUGCGGUUUAGAAAAGAAGAUAAAAAGUAUCUCCUAAAACAGGGCCGUUCAGUCUUGUGCUGGAAAGUCUCUAUUUUUGGCAGAAGUCAGUGCUCUAAAAAGAGAAUGCCAAUGUUUUCCCGUUUAAUGUAGCCUCCUGCUGGUCAGAGACUCUUUAUUUUCCGACAGUGGAUAUUAAACUGCUCAAAGAC
Molecule: messenger RNA, 2251 nt
Organism: Eurypyga helias (sunbittern)
Lineage: Eukaryota; Metazoa; Chordata; Aves; Eurypygiformes; Eurypygidae
Gene: RSPRY1
Product: ring finger and SPRY domain containing 1
Exons: 14
Coding region: 1-1728 (575 amino acids)
Cellular component (GO): cytoplasm
Molecular function (GO): ubiquitin-protein transferase activity; protein binding
Source: RefSeq, a predicted model, not a curated record